This is a messenger RNA of Sorex fumeus (smoky shrew), 1317 nucleotides long. RefSeq names its product cms1 ribosomal small subunit homolog (gene CMSS1). The record is from RefSeq and is a predicted model, not a curated record. Lineage: Eukaryota; Metazoa; Chordata; Mammalia; Eulipotyphla; Soricidae. Bases 59 to 907 code for a protein of 282 amino acids. Gene Ontology annotation, cellular component: 90S preribosome; nucleus. The transcript is spliced from 10 exons.
CAGUCCACAGCUUGCCAGUCUCCACAGAAGAAAGGGUCUCACUCCACCAGGCCGCGUGAUGAGACAACUCAAAAGCCGGGAUCCAUCUGUCCAGUGCAAACAGAUAGAGACAGAAGCCCCAGAUGGUGAAGGAGAAGCAUCAGACAAUGGAGGAGGAGAAACAGAAAUGAUGCAGCAGGAGACAACUCCAGUUCCUGCCCCGUCAAAGAAACCCAGUCAGCCUAAAGAAUGUUUCUUGAUACCACCAAAGGAAUCAAAAGAGGCUACUACCAAGACCAAGAAGAGGAGAAAGAAGAAAAUUACUGAUAUUCUUGCAAAAUCAGAGCCUAAACCAGGGACACCUGAAGACCUCCAGAAGCUGAUGAAGGACUAUUACAGCAGCAAGCGUUCAGUGAUUGAACUCGAAGAACUAACAUUACCAGAUUGCUGCUUCCUCAAGGCGAAUGAUUUGACUCAUAGUCUCUCAUCUUACUUAAAAGAAAUCUGCCCUAAGUGGGUAAAACUUCGGAAAAACCAUAGUGAGAAGAAAUCCGUCGUGAUGCUGGUGAUCUGCAGCUCUGCUGUCAGGGCUCUGGAGCUCAUUAGAUCCAUGACAGCAUUCAGAGGAGACAGCAAAAUAAUAAAAUUAUUUGCAAAACACAUAAAGGUCCAGGAACAAGUAAAAUUGCUAGAGAAGCGUAUCAUGCACGUGGGGGUAGGAACUCCAGGAAGAAUUAAAGAACUUGUUAAACAAGGUGGCCUUAACUUGAACCCCUUAAAGUUUCUCGUUUUUGACUGGAACUGGAGAGAUCAGAAGCUGAGGAGGAUGAUGGACAUUCCCGAGAUAAAAAAGGAAGUUUUUGAGCUUCUGGAAAUGGGAGUCCUCAGUCUGUGCAAGUCAGAAUCUUUGAAGCUGGGUCUUUUCUAACUCUGGGUCCUACUGAAUAUUCCAGUUUUCAUGUGUUAUAUUUCAUUUAAUGGCUCUGGUGCAUUUCAGAUACUCACUUCAGAUCCGUUCUUAUUUUACUCUCAACUGGAUCAUCGGAUGAUCAUUGGGAAUGUUUGAUGGGAAUUUGCGGGGGGAAAGACGAAUUUGUCCUUUACCAACUCUUUGUAUAAUAAAGUAUAAUUGACUCUUAUGUGCUUUUUACUGAGGUUUGUGUGUGUGUGUCUCUUCACAACUAGAUGGUCUUUGAUAUUUCUGCAAAAGAGAAAAUGUUGGGCAAACCUAGGCAAGCCCCUUGUAUCUGUGGACCUCAGUUGUACCAGCUGUGUAAAGGGGAUGAUUUCUCACAGACUGCUAAGGAUUCACUGUGAUAGUGCAUGUGGAACUUUUUU